AUGAGGAUCCACGGCAAGCUGCUUGCCGCUGUGCUGAGCCUGGGGGGGCUGAUCGUCGUCUACCUCCUCCUGGGGUCCCCCACCGCCCCCCACAACACCCCCGCACCGCUCAGAGGGGAAUCCCGGGACCGGAGGGAACCCCGACACCAGGGGGACCCAGGAGAGCAGAGGGAUCCCCGACACCACGGGGAACCCCGAGAUCGGAGAGACCCCGGAGAGCAGAGGGACCCCCGAGAUCGGAGAGACCCCGGAGAGCAGAGGGACCCCCGAGAUCGAAGAGACCCCGGAGAGCAGAGGGACCCCCGAGAUCGGAGAGACCCCGGAGAGCAGAGGGACCCCCGAGAUCGAAGAGACCCCGGAGAGCAGAGGGACCCCCGAGUUCGGAGAGACCCCGGUGCGCCUCGACCGAAGAGGAAGAAGAUCGAUGCCAAGGGGGGCCCCGCCAGAGUCCGAGUUCCCGAGCAAAAACAGAAAGUUUCUGUCCCGGUGGAAUGGAUGCAUCUUGCUGUGGUGGCAUGUGGGGAACGUGUCGAGGAGACGGUGACCAUGCUAAAAUCUGCUGUGCUCUUUAGUGUGAAGAAGCUUCGAUUUCACAUCUUUGCAGAAGACGAAUUAAAACCAGAGUUUGAACGCAAGCUCAGGGAAUGGCCCCGUCAGUUAUCCAGGAAGUUUGAACACAAGAUCUAUCCAAUCACGUUUUCGGUUGGAAACGCUCAGGAAUGGAAGAAAUUAUUCAAGCCCUGCGCAGCUCAGAGGCUCUUUCUUCCGCUGAUCCUGCAAGACGUGGACUCCUUACUCUACGUAGACACGGAUGUUCUGUUUUUGAGACCUCUGGAUGACAUCUGGGCCUUCCUGAAAAAAUUCAACGAAACGCAGUUGGCUGCGAUGGCCCCCGAGCACGAAGUCCCUAAGAUUGGCUGGUACAGUCGCUUCGCUCGUCACCCUUUCUAUGGUACAACUGGGGUCAACUCGGGGGUCAUGCUAAUGAAUCUGACUCGCAUCAGGAAGCAGCAGUUCAAGAACAAUAUGAUCCCAGCUGGUUUGACCUGGGAAGAGAUGCUUCACCCAUUGUACCAAAAAUAUAAAAACUACAUCACGUGGGGAGACCAGGACUUGCUGAACAUUAUUUUCUCCUUUAACCCAGAGAACCUGUAUGUAUUCCCAUGUCAGUGGAAUUAUAGGCCGGACCACUGCAUGUAUGGCAGCAAUUGUAAGUCUGCAGAAGAAGACGGUGUGUCCAUUCUUCAUGGCAACCGAGGGGUGUACCAUGACGACAAACAGCCAGCAUUCAGAGCCUUCUAUGAAGUCUUACGAGAUUACCCAUUUGAUGGAAACCUCUACCAGGAAAUGUAUUACCCGCUGCAGUCCAAGUUCCUGGCGAGUGUCCACACUCUCUGCGGCCGAAUCCCCCAGGUGUUCCUAAAGCAGAUUGAGCUGACCAUGAAGAGAGUCUACGAAAGGCGAGUGAUUGUCUACGCUGGGUCGCGCGGAAGGGGAUGAAGAUUCUGUUGGGAUGAAUACCUUGAAUAUUUCCUGGAUGAAAUCUGUAAAAAUCCAAAAAAAAAAACCUUGGACGCUAUUUAAAUAAAGUUUGACAUGGACAAGGUUUUUAUUGUUGGAUGCAAAGGGAAAAACUAUGCAAACGUAACAGCGCCAUUUUGGAUCACAGUAUUCGAAAGCUUAGAUGGACCAAUGAGAAGAUGUAAGGCGGAGUGACCUCAAGCCCUGGGCAGGAGCCGGUGCAUUUAGUAUACCAAAAAAAACAAAAACUUUUUGUAAUAAUUUUACAUUUUUUUAUAACGCAGAAUGGAUAUAUUUUAUUUCUUUGUAAGAAAUGUGAUGCUUCUUUUUUUAUAACUGGGGGAUCUUUGCUGUGUCCUUCAGAACUGUGGUAUGCUUCAAACCGACAGUGCUUCUGGUCUCAAUGUACUGUAUGGUUGUUGGCCCCGUGUCUUCUAGACCAUUGGUUACAAGUUGCAUCUUAUUAGUCAAGUAGUGGCGGCAUCAAAUGCUGCACAUUGCCCAUGGUGUGCCUCCUCUCCUGUACAGGGGAUAUUAAAGGAAUAGAUUAAAAUUGUGCUAGAGACCAUCCUUGUUUAAAAGUUGUUUAUCUCGGACUGUGAUUUUGCAUCUUUGGGUUGGGAGUGUUUUUUGUUAAAGCAGGGGUAGCUGCUAAACAGGGUGGAUAAAAAUCGAUGAUAAAAAAA
Rana temporaria (common frog) is the source of this 2207-nucleotide messenger RNA. RefSeq names its product glucoside xylosyltransferase 2 (gene GXYLT2). Gene Ontology annotation, biological process: protein O-linked glycosylation via N-acetylgalactosamine. Gene Ontology annotation, molecular function: UDP-xylosyltransferase activity. NCBI's taxonomy places the organism in Eukaryota, Metazoa, Chordata, Amphibia, Anura, Ranidae. The record is from RefSeq and is a predicted model, not a curated record. Bases 1 to 1500 code for a protein of 499 amino acids. The transcript has 7 exons.